Triticum aestivum (bread wheat) is the source of this 1311-nucleotide messenger RNA. RefSeq lists its product as uncharacterized. Lineage: Eukaryota; Viridiplantae; Streptophyta; Magnoliopsida; Poales; Poaceae. The transcript has 2 exons. Bases 229 to 1158 code for a protein of 309 amino acids. The record is from RefSeq and is a predicted model, not a curated record.
UGCGAACCCGAUCCGCUAGAGACCGGUCGCAGUUCCGUCGCAGCAGCACUGCACAGCUGUCGGUCACACGCAGCGCGACCCCAUCCCUCUCCCCCCUUCUCUCUCUCUCGCAUCCGGGAGCGCCGCCGUUGAAGUAGUAGGGCGAGGGAGAAGGGAGGGAGGGCGGCGGCGGCGGCGGGGGCGAGAUUUCCUGGAGCAGGCGCGCCCUCAGGUGCAGUACAACUUGCAAUGGCUGCUCACCCGCCUGCUCCGGCUGCUCUGCCUACCAUGCCGAUGAUUGAUUGGAGGCCACUGCAUGCGGCAGCCAGGCCGUCUGUCUUUAUCAUUGUCCUCACGCCACGUCUAAAGAAGACCCUGAGACGUGUCGCUGACACAUACGGCAUCAAGGAAGAGAAAGAGCUUGAUGAAAUUUUUAAAGCAGAUUACCUCACGGAAACCGGCAUUGCCGUGAGGACAGUGGGCGACUUUCUCUUCAUCACAACAACUGCGCACAUUGUAGACUUCCUUUUUCAGGCACAGUGGGGGCCCAUUUCAGCAGCUCAGUUCAAUGAUUAUUUUGAGAUUGCGGUCACCUGCUCCCAUGCGGAAAGUCGCUUCAUUCAGGGCGGGUUUGUCGGAGAGCGAACCUACACACGAGCAACGGUUUGUGCCAUCGAUUGUGCCAAAGACUUGAUGAUGGUACGCGUGGAUCUUAGGGAUCUGGCCGUGAGGACUAGCGGGGAGCUGCAGCAGAGGAUUCGCUGCACAUCAGAUCAUCCGGCUGUUCAGUUCAGCAUGGCCACCAACGCGGGUACCCAAUGCAUGCUCUACUCUUGGCCGGCGUAUCGUCCGUGCACUAUGGCCACGGGACUUCAAGGCCUUCAUCGAGGACCGUUGGAUUUGAUGAGCACCAACAAGAAUGGCUAUGACUUGCAGCUUAUUGAAGCAUCGGUGGGAACCGAGGCCGGGUCAUCUGGCGCUCCACUUUACAAUACCAAUCAGCAGGUGCUAGGCAUACUGCACGGCGGGUCUGGGGUUCACUCACAAUUUAUCCCGGCACGCUACAUCUGGACCUUCAUUAACAACAAUUGUCUCCUUCCGAAGCCUCGAGGUCCGCAGGAUCAGGGUAAGCCCUCCCAGAGGCCGGGCCCCCCUCCUAGAGAUCGAGACAAGCGCUGAAACAUACCCAUUGGAUGCAAAAGAGAACACUAGUAGUACUACUACGUAUUAUAUUCCCACUAAGAUGGAGCAAGUAAACUGGGCGCUAGUCCCAUUCAUUUUGUCCAAACUGCUGGGUUUAUUAAGUGCCAGGCUGCCUCCUGGUUUCGUUUC